This is a messenger RNA of Ceratina calcarata, 1244 nucleotides long. RefSeq names its product sperm flagellar protein 1. The transcript has 2 exons. The record is from RefSeq and is a predicted model, not a curated record. Lineage: Eukaryota; Metazoa; Arthropoda; Insecta; Hymenoptera; Apidae. Gene Ontology annotation, cellular component: axoneme. Gene Ontology annotation, biological process: regulation of cytoskeleton organization. Bases 439 to 930 code for a protein of 163 amino acids. Gene Ontology annotation, molecular function: microtubule binding.
CCGGAGAUUGCGCAGGUUUAAAAAGGGGCGCGUACGUUAGCUAAAUUAUUUGAAAUCGAGUUUCAUUUAAAAUAUCUUAACGGGCGUUACAAAUGUAUAAUAAUAACUCUCUCCCUGGUUUCUCCAUAUCUCGAUCAACUAAACGAAUGCAGGCAAUUAAAAAUUGAUUCUGUACUGCUAUAAAAAUCUAACUUCAAACGAUAGGAGAAUGUCAAUUUUGUAACGAUUUUUAUUACCGAUUAUACUGGACCAUCACCGUCCAAAAAAUAAGGUCCAUCGUACAGGAACGAUUGAACCAACAUAUCGUUAAAUGUAUCGUGCAAACUAUCGCACGGCAUUUUGGAAGAAAUAUGUUCAGUACAAACGCGUGGUUCGUCCGCUGCGUUUAAUUUUGAAUACGAUACAAUAAUAAUCUAAUUAUAUAUCGGACGAAAGAAAAUGGCCAACGAGGACGAGAAAGAGUCUAAGGUGGAAGAAUUGUACUCGUGGAUUUCUGGGAUACCUCUCUCGAAGCCGACAAAAAACUUGAGCAGAGAUUUUUCGGACGCCGUGAUGAUGGCAGAGAUCCUUAAACAAUAUUAUCCCCGGCACGUCGAUCUGCACAAUUACAUGCCAGUCAAUAGUCUGAAUUUAAAGAAAGAAAAUUGGAACAUACUGAAUCGGAAAGUGCUCAGCAAAAUUGAUAUGAAAUUAAACAAAGAUGCGAUCAAUCAAUUGGCGAAUUGUCAUCCUGGAGCUGCUGAAAAUAUAUUGCUAAUGCUGAAGAAGAGAAUUUCGAAGGAUGCCGAGUCUAACAGUACUCAGGAUCCGUCAUGCAACGAUAAGGAAAAUGAAUUUAUUGAAGAGAAUAGCAAAAGUAAAAAUAAAUUAAAGAAUCCAAAGGAAUGCAACUGUAAUGUCUACAAAGUGCACGAUAUUUCGUUUAGGUAACGCAGACGAACUCGAUACGGACGCUACGAAAUCGACACCUUGUCCUGUUAAGCAACCAACUUCGAACACCGUGACUAGCGAGAGAUCAGUAUUUCUAUAUGUCCAAGAAAAAUUCUACUUUUUCUGGAGAUGGCUGUUAAGUUUCCUCUCCGCCUGGAAUUGCUUUCCGUACAUAAUGUUUCAAAUAAGAAGUUAUGUUCCAAAUUCGAGUAAGUUCUCGAUCGUGAAAGCGUCUUAACCGUGCAAAUAGAAAAGAAUUUUAUGAUCGUUCCGCUUCCAUCGUUGAAGUGGGCGAUGGUACCGGGGAUUCUAGA